Molecule: messenger RNA, 456 nt
Organism: Aspergillus thermomutatus
Lineage: Eukaryota; Fungi; Ascomycota; Eurotiomycetes; Eurotiales; Aspergillaceae
Exons: 2
Coding region: 1-456 (151 amino acids)
Cellular component (GO): mitochondrion
Source: RefSeq, a predicted model, not a curated record
AUGGCUUCAACAUCAGCGUCCGCAUCAACUUCGACACCCACACCCACACCAACACAGCCACAGAGCACACCCGCUCGGAAAUACAAUCUACACAAUCCCCUCCCUCUUUCCGCCUCCCAGGAAGCCGAAGUCAAGCAGCUCUACUACAAACGCCAUUAUAAUUAUGUGAUCUUGAUUGAGGAGAAGAGAGGUGCUAACUCGGCUGCAGCGUUUGCGGAAUGUGCCGUCAAUCGUACAGUAACGGCCACCUGGGUAUGUCGGGCUCAACGGCUGGCCAUGAACUCGUGUAUGGUUGCGCAUGCGAAGCCGGAAGAGGAGGACCGGGCGCGGGAGGAGUGGUUCGCGACGCAUGAGGAGAGACGGCGGGCGAAGGAGGAGGAGUUGGCGCGGGUUGAGAAGAGGAGGGAGGAGGUUAUUCGGAUGAUGAGGGAGGAUGAGGCGCGGAAGAAGAGAUGA